Messenger RNA from Loxodonta africana (African savanna elephant), 9346 nucleotides. It is a transcript of the gene FAM117B, whose product is annotated as family with sequence similarity 117 member B. The record is from RefSeq and is a predicted model, not a curated record. Bases 19 to 1986 code for a protein of 655 amino acids. The transcript has 8 exons. Lineage: Eukaryota; Metazoa; Chordata; Mammalia; Proboscidea; Elephantidae.
GAGGAGACACUAUUGUUGAUGAGGAGGAGCGGAGACGGCGGCUGCUGCACCACCUCGUUGCUGCCGGCCGCGGCCCGAGCGCUCCCCCAGCACCCCGGAAUCCGCUGUCGUCACCCCGUCGUGUGGGCCUUUCCUCCGGCCUCGAGAAUCCACCCCCUGCAACACAACAACAACAAAACCCCCGUCUCGUCCAGUCACCAGGGAGGGGGAGCCAUGUCCCAGCGGGUGAGGCGCAAUGGGUCCCCCACGCCGGCCGGCUCCCUCGGGGGCAGUGCGGUCGCCAUGGUCGGGGGAGCCGGGAGUCGUCUGCAGCCCAUGAGGGCGACGGUUCCGUUCCAGCUGAAGCAGCAGCAGCAGCAACAUGGCAGCCCCACGCGGAACAACGGCGGCGGCGGCGGCGGCGGCGGCGGCGGCAACAACGGCGGCUGCUGUGGUGGCGCCUCCGGCCCCUCUGGCGGCGGCGGGGGCCCGCGUACCGCCUCGCGCAGUACAAGCCCCACGCGGGGCGGCGGGAGCACGGCCGCGCGCACCAGCCCCACGGUGGCCACGCAAACGGGCGCGUCCGCGACGUCCACGCGGGGCACCAGCCCCACGCGCGGCACCGCGUCCGGGGCUCGCGGGAGCCCCCCACGGCCGCCGCCGCCGCCGCCUCUGCUGGGCACCGUAUCGUCGCCCUGUUCGUCGCCCACCCACCUGUGGACGGGCGAGGUGAGCCUGGCCCCACCCCCAGCCCGCGUCCGGCACCGGAGGAGAUCCCCGGAGCAGAGCCGAAGCUCCCCGGAGAGGAGAAGCCCGAGCGCCCCGGUUUGCAAAGCAGGUGACAAAACACGACCGCCUUCUUCAAGCCCUUCCAGUGUUAUCCGCCGCACUUCCUCUCUGGAUACACUUGCUGCUCCAUACCUUGCAGGGCACUGGCCUCGUGAUAGUCAUGGGCAAGCUGCGCCUUGCAUGAGGGACAAAGCCACACAGACAGAAAGUGCAUGGGCCGAAGAGUAUGCUGAAAAGAAGAAAGGAUCUCACAAGCGUUCAGCAUCCUGGGGCAGUACAGAUCAACUUAAGGAGAUCGCAAAAUUACGUCAACAGUUGCAGAGAAGUAAACACAGCAGUCGGCAUCAUCGAGAUAAAGAAAGACAGUCUCCAUUCCAUGGCAACCAUGCAGCUAUUAACCAGUGUCAGGCUCCUGUUCCAAAGAGUGCACUUAUUCCAGUCAUUCCCAUCACCAAAUCAACAGGCUCCCGGUUCCGGAAUAGUGUGGAAGGACUAAAUCAGGAGAUUGAAAUAAUAAUUAAAGAGACUGGGGAAAAGGAAGAGCAACUUAUACCACAGGAUAUUCCCGAUGGCCAUCGUGCACCUCCCCCACUUGCGCAGAGAAGUAGCAGCACACGCAGCAUCGACACGCAGACACCUGGUGGAGCAGACAGGGGGAGCAACAACAGCAGCCGCUCUCAGUCUGUGUCCCCCACGUCAUUCCUCACCAUCUCCAACGAAGGUAGCGAGGAGAGUCCUUGUUCAGCUGAUGACCUGCUUGUUGAUCCUAGGGAUAAAGAAAAUGGGAACAAUUCUCCUUUGCCCAAAUAUGCAACUUCACCAAAACCUAACAACAGUUACAUGUUCAAAAGGGAACCUCCUGAGGGUUGUGAAAGGGUCAAAGUCUUUGAGGAAUGCUCGCCAAAACAACUUCAUGAAAUUCCAGCUUUUUACUGUCCUGACAAGAACAAGGUGAAUUUUAUUCCUAAAAGUGGCUCAGCUUUCUGCCUCGUCAGCAUCCUCAAGCCACUCCUUCCCACACCAGAUCUUACCCUCAAGGGCUCGGGCCACAGCCUGACAGUCACCACUGGCAUGACAACCACUCUGCUGCAGCCUAUUGCUGUGGCCUCCGUGUCUACAAACACAGAGCAAGACCGAGUCUCUCGAGGAACGAGUACCGUCAUGCCGUCAUCCUCUCUACUUCCACCACCAGAACCCAUCGAGGAAGCUGAAGGUUAAGUCCCGGCACUGUGUGGCCAUUGUUCUGGGAAACUGAGAACCUCCUCAGAUCACUUGACUCUGACGGCAUCAUGCGCUCCCAGUUGGCAGUGAUGUGCUCCAGCUUUCCACAGCAACAUGUGACAGUGAGGCUUCUAGAAGGAAGCAGCCUCUCUGAUGGCUCUGCCCUGCUCAUGAAGGCCAACCCUCAGUUCUUAGCCUGCUUUUUCCUAAAGCACGAUUGAAACAAGAAAGGUCUCAUUCUUUACUUUUCGAGGGCUGAUAUCUCAUUGCUUUUGUUCUCAAAUUAGACUUAAAAAAACAACUGAUCCCUGCAAACAUGAAUCCUGAAGGGAGACGUGAACGAUGCUGCAAGAACCAUCUUUUAUAUGAAAACGACUAUUUUAUAAUUCCAAUGUUACAUUUUCUGAAACAGGAUGUUCAAAAGAUUCCUUGGUGGCCUCUGUUUCUUGUUUCCCUUUCUAGAUGUGUGCUUUUCUCAGCUGUUUUCAGCUUUGGGACCAAAGGGAUUAAUUGUUGACAUUUUUCCAACAGUCUUAAACUCAUGACUAUGUUCUCCUCCCAAACCAGAAUUGAUAGGUAAAUGCAUUGGACACAUAUAUAUGAAAAGAGAUAAAAAGCAAUAUUAGUACAUUAUGUGAUUUAUGUUUUUUUGAUGUCAGAAGUUUGUGCUUUGGGUGAAAUGUUUGUAAAACUGAUGUUUUCUUCACUACUCCUGUACACAUUUCACGAUGUGGUCAGAAAAAUUAUAGUCCAGAGACAAGUGCUUUAAUAUGUUCUCACCCAUCAUUGGAACUUGGUUUUAAAGUCAGUGAACCAAAAGGAAAUUACCCAGCGUUGAUUGCCAGCUAGGAGUAAGGAGUCCCUUUCCUACUCUGCGAAAUGUGUAUCACAUGAUCUUUCUCCUUUACCGCAGAUCUCAUUCUGCCUUUAACCAUCACUGUAUCAUAGCCCCAGGAGAUCCUGAAAUGGCUGUGCAUGGAUUCCCUCCUUUGCUUUUGUGAUGUUGUUGUCUUGUGGAUUUGGUCAGGGUUAGUAGUUUGCCAGGAGUGUAAUCCAUUGAAUAGCAAUCCGUAGCCGCAGAAUCUUGUGACUGACAUUUUCUUUAUGGUGGUUGGCACUGAGAUUUGUUGCCUACAGAUUUUGCUAGCUUCCUCCGCAGCAUUCCACACAGUGGGGAAAACAGAUAAGGAUAACUUUGGAGCAUAAACAGCAGGCACCUCUGAAAAAUUCAUGCAGUUUUGGAUUUGGGUUCGUCCUAAUACACAUCACUGCCAGUAUCACAGGAUAACAGAUAAUUUCAUUUCUGGGUAUGUGGUAGUGACGUUAAGGAGCUGCUCUUUUUUUCAAAAAAAUGAGUUUCAGCAAACAGUGCUGAUAAAAAGCAUCCUUCUGAGAUUUUUAUGUACUAUCUUAUGAUGCAAUAAUUUAAUUUUCCUAUACAUAUUGUAGGCAGAAUAAAAUCUUAAAUACUUAUAAAAGGAGUUCUGCUUUGACAGUCAGUACAUCACUUUGUCGAGACGUAGCUCAUUGAGAAAACCUAGUGGUAGCAAUAAAUCUUCUGAAAGGACUACCUUAUACUCAUCGCACCUUUAAAGCAGUUAAGUAUUUUAAAAGGUGCCCUGUAAGUUUAAAAUGGCGGCAUAUUUAGGUAAGUCAGAUAAAUCCAGACGUUCGUAAGUCUGUCUGUCAGGUUUUAGUUUGUAAGUCGGGUGAUUUUUGCUACCUUUUCCAUCCAAAGCUGAUUUACUUGGGACUUUACAUUAUGGCUUCUAAAGCGGUAAAAGCUCAGUUAUUUGGGGGCUGAAUUUUCUGGCUGGUGGUUUUUGAGAACUUUAUUUCUCUACCUUCUCUGUUAUUAUGCCUCUUGAUUAUGCCAUUUCACCACUGAGCAUCCAUCCACUCCAUCAGAGGUGCAGAAGGAAAGGUAAACUGAACGGUGGAGGAGGAAGUUAAAAACAAGGUUAAAAAAAACCCCAAAACUUCCGUUUUAGGAUUACCUGAAGUCGGUUAAAUCUCUGCUCUUUUCUUUGCCUUACACUUUUCUUCUUCUGUCUCCUUCCCUACACGUCACAAUGGUAUCUUACACCUAGAAUGCCACUUUGUAAACAGUUUUUCCCUUUUACUCUGUUGUGCGAGUUUGUCUCAUUCACACCCUUCUGUGGAGUUACCAUGUAUCUUUAAUCUAAAGUAAUUUAAAGUUGUAAUGGAAGAAAAGUUUAAGAUUGAUUAUUUACAUAGUCUUAAAAACAGAACUUCUAGCUUAAUAUUUGGUUCUAAGGAGAAUGUGAACUUGCAAGUAAAUGAAUUGUAUGACAAACCAAACGGAUCCCUCAGGUUUGGGAGAAAGAGAGCCUGAGAUUUGAAAAAGAAGGGUACAAGGUACAAACAACCCUAACCACCAGUGCCAAAGGGCUAAUUUUUAAGCAUAUAAGCUUUAUUGCAGUCUUAAAAAAAUAUUAACUGUAGGUCCAUUCAGCUGUUUUAUUUAACCCCUAGUUCACAGGUGUCUAUUCUCAGUAGAAUGUAUAAUACUGUUUUCUAUAGUUACGUUCCCUAGUUCUCAUGUUAUUCUAUAGAAAACUGUAUAGAAGGUAAAAAAUGAGAAUAGCUUCAACAGGAUUAUAAUUUCAAAUUUUUAGAAAUUUAAAUUUACUUCCAUUACAGUAAAAGAGAUGGGUAGCAUCUAUCUUUCAGCAAAAGAAGCUUUAUUCUCUGGUUAUUAUUCACUUUGUCAAUCUUAGUUACUUUCUACCUUAGACAAGUUCUUCCUUUUGAUGAUAAAACUUAUAUAAGUUUACUAUUUCUGAUCAUGACUAAGUCUUUAACUGGUCAUGGCUUUUGUGAGCAAUUAUGUUUUUAAAAUAACCCAUUUUACCUCUCUGGUUAAUAUGGUGAGCAUGGUUGCCAAAAUUAUUUUUGACCUGGAUUCUUCAUUUUGUUUAAAGCGUAUCUUAUAUUUAUGACCACAAGUCAGAUCAGCCUUUUAGAAGGUGCUAUUGCUAACUGUGGAAUAACUGGCAACACGAAAGGCCUUUAAAAAAAAAAAAAAAUUUUUUUUUUUUAAUGGUUGGUGUUUACUGGAAGACGGUAUUAAAAAAAAAAAAAAUGGCAGAAUUUAAAACCGUCUGUAUGGCCAGGAUUAGGACUAGGUUGUCAAGAUUUUAUUUCUUUUGUUAAAAGAAAUAAAAAUUGCCACUACUGAAUUUACUUUCCUAGACUCGGCGGCAGUGGGGGCGGGGGAGAGGGAGUGGGGUGGGGAUUCUAAACUUAAGUUUCAUUCCUUAAAGUUUGGGAUUUUGAUGUCUCAAAACAGGACCGAUGAAAGUGCUGAAUUUGCAAAAUAAAGCUAAGAAUAUUUAACUCCGCACUUUAAGGUUUAAGUUUUUACUCUGCCUAAAUUAAUGAUAAGCAGAGCAGCCCUGAACAAUAUUUUGUUUAUACAAUCCUGUUGAAGAAUAUAAUUUAUGUUUUUUUAAACUCUUCAUCUUUCAUCUCUGUUGAAGCUCUGUAAAUCUUUUUAAAAAGCAAUUUAAAAAAAAAUUUGUUUUUCUAACAAAAUUCUCCCCACCAAAACAGCAUUUCCAGUGAUGAUAAAUAUUAUAACUAUGUACUUAUGUAUUCCCUGUACCUGGACACUUGUUGCUGCCUCACAAGAAAAUAGAACUUUUAAAAAUAAAGUGUCUGUUCUUGAGGCUUUUUUGUGUGUACUUUUAUGAAUAUUGCCUCAAAAAUUCAAAUAUUUCUUUUCAGACAUUUUGUAACCUGAAAUAACUUUUAUAAAUAGUAUGUCUCUUUCACAAAUUGAUAUAAAAAUGAGUUUUGUUAAGUAGCAGGAUAUAUAAUACUGGCAGUUGUUACUACUUUUUUGCUACUUCCUUAAUUGCUCUAGUACUGAAAGUACUUGGUCUUGGUGGCAAACAUUAAAGUAUAAGCAAACACACUGGAAGACAUACAUGUUUUUAAGUAAUUCAGCACCUCACAGUUUGUUAGAGGUGACUUAACUGGCAUAGUCACUUACGUUCAUUCUGAAGUGUAUAAGGUUUGUUUUGUGUUAGUAAUUCAUUCUCACUAAAGCAGCCGUGUUCCUCCUCUGUGACAAUGGUUUAUCUAUGCAAGACAGUUAAGCCUGAGGGGUUUGGUCUGUAUCCACAUGAUGGAGGAGCUGUUCAGAUAUGCCCCUAAUGAAGACUACACUGUAAUCACUUAGAAAGCAAGGACACAUUUUAAGUGAAGUAAAAAGUCACCACAGCUGUCAGUCGUAAAAAGUGGUCACUAGAUUACUUUAUUAAAAUUAUUUCUGGGAGGAUAAAUUAACCAGAGUUUAGGGAUAACUAACUUUUUUAAUACAGUUACAUUAUAAAUUUAUUUUUACAAAUUUAAGUUUAUAGUUUAACAACAUCAAAUGCAAAGAGAAACUCUCAAACUGGCACAUAAAAACUUCUCCCUUUUUUUCCCUUAGUCUUUCCCCACCAUCAUUACAGAGGUGAGAAGUGUAAUCCCUUAAUUUCUGUAUCUCAAAUUGAGUGUUUUUAUUCCCCCAUUUUUUUUGGCGGGGGGCGGGGGGCUUUGGUUCAAAAGUAUUAACUUUACAAAAAAAGUUUUAAAGCCUAUAAUGGCCCUUAUCCUUUGCUUGCUUUUUAGUGGCUGUGUCUGAAAUACAGUAUCCUCUUCGUGGCAGGAUAUAUAGCAAUUCCAGGGUUUUUUUUCCCCCCUUGCUAAGGUUUGGUGUGCUUUUUAAAUAUGUGUAUAUAUAUUAGCCUCUACUAGAACACGGUUGGAAACCCUGGUGGUGUAGUGGUUAAGUGCUACCGCUGCUAACCAAAAGGUCAGCAAUUCGAAUCCGCUAGGCGCUCCUUGAAAAGUCUAUGGGGGCAGUUCUACUCUGGCCUGUAGGGUCGCUAUGAGUUGGAAUCAACUCGACGGCAGUGGGUUUGGUUUUUUUUUUUUUUGGUUUAGAACAUGGUAUGAUAGUACAAAUAGCCUUCAUACUCUUUGGCUUAGUGUUUUUCAAACUGCAAGUUUGGGUCUUGAAAUGAGUUAAAUGAUUCCAACCAGCCUUUUUUUAUAAAAUGAAGCAAUAGGGAACAUUAGAAUAUAUCCACACAUGAAAAUAUUUUUUGUGUCUAAAACUUUUGUUAGAUACAGAUACACGUAUAUACGUUGUCAUAUAAAAAUGGGUUGCAAUCUAAAUGAUUUGAAAAGGAUCGCUCUAGAUAGAGCCCCUGUGUAUCUAUCUUUGGGUUGAUCUGGUAUCUUAAUGCAGAGGUGAAACGAGGUUUUAAGACAUCCUUUCUACUUCCCUUUUAAUAAGUAUCUCCAAAUUGCUGAUAUAAAAAAUAAAAUACUUGUCUUUUCAGCAAAAUAUGCAUCUUCCUCAAACAAUUUAUCUCCAUAGACUAUAACUAUUUGAUUUUACACACAAGUAUGGAUUAGUUCUACUGAAUCGUUGUUGUCAUUUUACUAUUUUAUUUUGUUUUAGGUGAAAGUUUUCAUAGUAAAUUAGGUUCCCAUUUAACAAUUUUUAUACAAAUUGUUCCGUACCAUUGGUUAAAAUUUUCACAAUGUGUCAGCUUUCUCAUUUCUGUUUUCUUUCCAUUGAUCUAGCUUUCCUACCUCUCAUUGUCUUCUCAUCUUUGCAUUUGGGUAAACGUUGACUGCUUGGUCUCAUAUAGUUGAUUGUUUAAGGGAGCACAUUACUCAUGGGUGGAAUUAUUUAGAAUCAUGUUUUAUAGAAGACUGUCAUGGACACUCUGAUGGUUAAAAAACAGGAGUGUAACUGUUUGUCUCAGUCCUAUGUCUUUAGAAGUUAUUUUUGAGAUCACUGGGAUGAUUCAGAGGAGACGCAGAAAGCCCUGGAGUUAGGGCCACAAUUUAGGUACGAGUUCUGGCUUUGCUACUUAACGGUCAUGGGCUCUUGCAAGAAAGUCACCUUUUUGAACCUCAAUUUUCUUAUUUAUGAGAUGAAGGAAAUACUGAUAAUGCUGUCAGUUAAAUGGGCUAGUGAAUAUGAAAAUAGCUUCUAAAACUGUAAGCAAACUAUCAUUACCAUCUUUAUAUUUUCUUAGGUAAGACAAGAGUUUUUCGUUAUGGAGCGUGGUCCUGUAAAAUUCAUUUUAGCUUGUGAAGUAUCAUAUAGCCAAGGAUGUUGAGCUAAAAUUACAAUUAGGUAACACACUUGAUAACUUACCAAAUGCCAGGCACUUGCUCCUCUCUACCAUAAUCCUUACAAUAACCCUAUUCAGGCAGGUACUGCUAGUUUUACUAUCUUACAGAUAAUAAAACUUUUAACUUAUCCAUGGCCAUACAACUGGGAAAUGGCAAAGUCUGGAUUUGAACCAAGUCUGACUCUAGAACUCAAAUUUAACCACUAAGUUUCUCCUGUACAAGUGACACUGAUAAAAUGUGUAUGUUUAGUAUCACAGAUUAUUUGCCAUUGGGACACUGCCUUGUUCUCUUGUGGUCCUCUUCAUUGUGUACAAAUGCCAGCAAGCAUCAGCUGGUUAGACACCAGUUCCUGACCAAGAAAGUGACACAAACCCUCAAGCUCUCUUGUUUUUAAUGUUGCUAUAACCUGUUAACCCGCUGUCGUUGAUGCCAACUCACAGUGACCCUAUAGGACAGAGUAGAACUACCCCAUAGGGUUUCUAAACAGCAGCUGGUAAAUUCAAACUGCCGACCUUUUGGUUAGAAGCCGAGCUCUUAACCACUUUGCCACUAGGGCUCCAAUGUUGCUAUAGCUACAGAAAUUCAGGAGAAGUAUAUUUCUUGAGGAGCACAACUUUUAUGUAGAAACUGACUUCAGUCACUUUCUUCGCGGUUUUUUUUUUUAACUUGAAUUUUUGAGAAAAAGGCUUAGAAAGGUUAUGUUUUAAUCUUUAUAAUUUGGUAGGCCCAUUUCAGAGAGAGAAUAUGAUAAAAUGAAAUCACCUAGAUCACAGUUUAAUUCAUGUGUGUGCCCAAAGACACUAUAAAGAAUAACAGAGAAUGUGCAGUGUUAACAGUAGUUAUUCCUGGAUGGUAGGGCUGUGGUUUGUCUAGUUUUGGGGAUUUUUCACACUUAUAAAUGAGAGACUAUUACUUUGAAAUGGCAAAGAGGAAACAACUUUUUUAAGGUAAAAGACCUGCAUUUCAAAAAUCUUACCUAUCAACGCUAAGCAGGCCUUUAUCUUCCUUUUGUAUUCAUUCUUUGGCUCUUGGUUUAUUUGCACCACUGUGUGAGGAACCAUGUCUUGACACUAAAUGCCAAGGACAGUUUUUAUUGAACUCUUCAGUCUUCUUUUAAAUGGUACAUAAAAGAUGGACAAAGAUAUUUUAUAUUGGAUUUUUGGAUGUGACCCAUCUUGACAAACCAAGAUUU